Molecule: messenger RNA, 894 nt
Organism: Penicillium macrosclerotiorum
Lineage: Eukaryota; Fungi; Ascomycota; Eurotiomycetes; Eurotiales; Aspergillaceae
Exons: 1
Coding region: 1-894 (297 amino acids)
Source: RefSeq, a predicted model, not a curated record
AUGGAGGAACUUAUUCUAUUUAUGGUAUGGAUAUCAGUGGUCGGUAUGAUAUUGAGCCUUUACAGCACCAGCAGCUGGUUUGGGGCAGUCAUCUGUCGGCAGGACCUAUCAAAGUCAACAAAAGGAGAUAUACAUUAUGCUUCUUGGUGGCAACGGCGGUGGAGCUUUCCUUCGAAGCAGGCUCAUCUUUCUCGCUCUGAUCACUCAUUAUUUGAAGCAAACCUGCCAACCGGACUAUUUGGCAAAAAGAAGGUUUAUCUGAGUCAACUUCCAUUGAAAGAUGCAGCUCCCAAAGGGGCAUGGCUCACUCUGCUAUCCGUUAUUCACCCGACACCCUCCAAUGGGAACUGUCAGAUCAUGCCGGGCCGUCAGGCCGAAACUUGGAGCAAGUGCUCACUUGGUGAUAAGCAUACCGAGCGACAGCCGGAGAAGACUCCAAAGAAUAGCUGGCCAGACGUUGCCAAUCAUGGUCUUUAUCAGCACAAGGCAGCUCCAGAGAUUGUUAUAUCCCGUACGACAUUCAUGGCCUUACUUUGUCUCACCAAUUCACGGCCAGUUGUCCACCAUAGUAGCGCCUCUGGGCAUCGUGCCGCAUAUCCUUCUUAUUGUGGACAGUGGCGUGUGGAAUGGCCUAUUGGAGACCGAGCACGCGUUUACUUUUUUGAACACGAUCUCUAUCCUUCAUCCAAAGCCUUGUAUCCACCAACUUUUGAGCAACGGGUCGACAAGUGCUUACAAAUGCUAGCUGGUGUGAUUGAUUCGCAGACAUCGAGUUUCAAAUGCGCAUUCUCGGGGCGAAAAUCGCCUGGAAAGUAUUUGCUUGAAUAUGGUCCGAAAGGAUUUGGCGCCGUUCAUAGCGGAAGACACCUUUAUCAUAUGAUGGGGGAAAUGUAA